AUGCACACACGUAGUGCAAAAGUCAUCCAAGAUGACAUUCGCGCUGCCAUCCACCGUUAUGAGCACCAUUUGGACAUAAAGUUCCUCAGAGCCCGCCCAAUGGACAUUCAGACCCGUGGUGCUUUGGCUGUCGGCUUCGGUGUAGGUCAGGCUCGUGGUGCUUUGGAUGUAGGCUUCGGUGUAGGCCUUGGUUCAAGUCCAGUUGCCAGAAUAUCCGGCAAACAGCAAUACCACCGAGAGAAGAUCGACAAAAAAAUGUCGCUUGAUUUUCUGGGACAUGACGCCCAAACUGCACGUAAACACACACACGCAAGAGAAUCUGAAGGCAACUUUGGGGAAAAGAGCGCCUUAAUCUACAGAGCAGGAACUCAGCGAGUCUUUCGAAAUGAGCCACCCAGCAGUUAG
This is a messenger RNA of Eimeria necatrix, 405 nucleotides long. RefSeq lists its product as hypothetical. NCBI's taxonomy places the organism in Eukaryota, Apicomplexa, Conoidasida, Eucoccidiorida, Eimeriidae. The record is from RefSeq and is a predicted model, not a curated record.